This is a messenger RNA of Vicia faba (fava bean), 1380 nucleotides long. The record is from the annotation of a GenBank genome assembly. Lineage: Eukaryota; Viridiplantae; Streptophyta; Magnoliopsida; Fabales; Fabaceae.
AUGUUUGAUUGUACUAGUCAAGUGCCAGACUUGCCAGACUGCGUCUUAUCUUACAUCUUCACAAAGUUAUCCAUGAAAGAUUUAUUGAAAACUAGUAUACUCUCUAAGAGAUGGCGUAAUCUUUGGACUUUAAGGAGAGAUCUUUACUUUGAUGUCUUCAAUGUCCUUGAAAACACUGAGGAGGAGCUAAUACAAAAGGGGUAUCUUAUUGAUGUCCCUUUACCUAAUAUUUAUGGUUCUACCAUGGAGAGAGCGCUCAAUUGGGAUACUAGUGAUUUAUUUGUAAAACGAGUUGAUCAAUUUCUCAAGCAUUCUAAUGCCACAACUAUUGAUUCUUUCUUGGUCAACUUCUAUUUAGGUUCUCAACAACAAAGCACUAUUGAUGAAUGGAUAAGUUUUCUAAUUAAAAGAGGGAUUCAAAGAAUAGAUUUACUCUUUAGUGUAACUUCCCUUCCAUUUACACUUUCCACCUAUCUAUGCAGACCUUGUCAAUUUCCCCUCCAUUUAUUUUCAGAGACUACGGCUUCAACUCUGAAGCAUCUGCGUCUUGAAUAUUGUCUUCUUUUCCAUCCAACUAAUUAUGACUUCACUUCAUUCAAAAACUUGAGUUUCCUUUCACUAAAAACGUUAAGAGCGGAUGCAUCUUUUAUUGAAAGUUUAUUAUCUAAUUGUAAACAACUUGAAGAGCUUCACUUAAUUGAAUGUGAUUUCGAAUCACCAAUACUAAAGAUAGUGAGUUCAUCCCUUUGUCAUCUCAAGCGUGGAGAUCGCUUGGGUAACAUGAAUUUUAUUACCCCUAUGUUGAACAACGUUCAGCUUGCUGUUAUUUAUAGUGGAGAACAUGUUGAUGCAUUUAGACUCUUGGCAACUCUUCCUAAACUUGAGAUUUUGCAAUUAGACUUUUAUUCAACGGUCCCAACUUUCGUAAAGAUAACUCAGCGACUCGAACAUCUCAAGGAGUUGAACUUGAUUCUAUACCGGCCAUUUGACACCCCCCAGAAAUUAGACUUUGAUCUUUCUGGGAUUUUAACCAUCCUACAAGCUUGUCCACUUUUGCAGGAACUUUCGGUCAUGCUCACAUAUCCUGAGACUAUGGAAAAUCAACAAGUUGCUAGUGAUGUGGAAGUGUUCUCUCAUGACGAGGUCAAAGUUAUUGAAUUGAGAGGUUGUGUUGGCAAUUGGUAUGAAAUUGAGUUUGCUAUGAAUGUUAUCAAAUAUGCCAACAAACUUGAGCAAAUAGUUUUGAGUCCAUAUUGGAAAGACCAUGAAUCUUUGGAUUGGAGUUCUGAACUUGUAUGGUUUCAAAGUGGGCGUCAAAAGAUUAGUGAAAAAUUUCAAAGUGAAGAUGUAGUUGGACGAGAAAAACUAUUGCUCAUAUAA